GGUCCUUCCCGCCGCCGACCAUGGACGACCCGGACUGCGACUCCACCUGGGAAGAUGAUGCGGAGGACGCGGAGGACGAGGACGCGGGGCACGAGGAUGCGGAGGAGCCGCUGCCCGGCGCGCUCCAGUCCAGGACACCUGGCUCCCGCAACUGGCGAGCCAUGCAGGACCUGCGCAGGUACCGGCAUCAUUACCCGGAUUUGGUGGAACAAGACUGCAACAAUGAGGACAUGCCCAAUCUGAGCUUCUACAAGAAUGAGAUCUGCUUCCUGCCCAACGGCUGCCUCAUCGAGGAGUUGCUUGAGCAGCGGCAGAGCCACUACACCUGGCUGGAAGACAACCACUCCUACAUCCAGUGGCUGUUUCCUUUGCGGGAGCCCGGGGUGAACUGGCACGCCAAGCCCCUCACGCUGCGGGAGGUGGAGGCCUUUAAAAGCUGCCCAGAAGUGAAGGAGCGGCUGGUGCGCGCCUACGAGCUCAUGCUGGACUUCUAUGGGAUCCAGCUGCAGGACCGGGCCACAGGUGCUGUGUGCCGUGCACAGCACUACCAGAAACGCUUCCAGAACCUCAACUGGCGCAGCCACAACAACCUCCGCAUCACGCGCAUCCUCAAGUCGCUGGGCGAGCUGGGCCUGGAGCACUACCAGGGACCGCUGGUGCGCUUCUUCCUGGAGGAGACGCUGGUGCGGCACGAGCUGCCUGCCGUCCGCCAGAGCGCCCUGGACUACUUCGUGUUUGCUGUGCGCUGCCCACGCCAGCGCCGCCAGCUCCUGCGCUUUGCCUGGGAGCACUUCCGGCCGCGUAACCAGUUUGUCUGGGGGCCCCCAGAGAAGCUGCGCAGGUGCCGGCCCCCCGCCAACGCCCUACAUGAAGCUGGCACCCAGGGUCAACCCGAACGGCCAGAGCCGAACAGAGAUGGGGACAGGGAGCCCCCCAGUCCCCAGGAGGACGAGGCCGAGGAGGGGGACAGUGGGCAGGACAAGACAGGCCUGGGAGAAGAGGCCAGGACAAGCGGGGAGGAACAGCUGGAGCCCCCCAGCCCCAAGGAGAGCAAAAAGAGGAAGCUGGAGGCGAGCCGGCAGGAGCAGACCCCUGAGCAGCCGGGCGGCCAGAGCACCUGUGAGGUGGAAGCCAUUGUCCUCAACCUGGAAGGCUGUGCCCUGAGCCAGGGUGGCCAGGACCCCGCUGAGGCCGGGCAGCCCUGCUCCCCACCCCCGGGAGCCAGGCUGCCAGAGGCCAGGAAGCGAAGGAAAGUUGACCAGCCCGGGUGCCUGGAGGCUGCAGAGGGCAGAGAUGAGGAGGAUGGGGCUGGCUCCGUGGGGUUGCAGCAGGGAGCCCCUGGGAACCCCGCAAUGGAGAAUGGGGCUGUGGCAGACGAGGCAGAGACUGAGUCUGCCAAACCCGGGAAGCUUUAGGGACCAGGGUGGUGUGGCCUCGGGUAUUGUCAGGCCUGCUGCAGGAAGAGGUAGGACGGCAGCAGGGGCCUGCGCCCCUUGGUGUCCCCCAGUACACUGGCCUCUCCCAGCGGUCACUGGCUGCGGGAUGGAGGCCCCACCCUCAGGGAAGGCCAAGACCUCAGGCCGCAGCUUACCUCAACCCCCCAUCUUUGAGCAUAGACCCCCAGGGCUCUGAGGGCAGGGGUGAGCCUAUUUUCUUACUCUGGUGCAGGGGGGAGGGCAGAAGGCCUUUUCUGAAUAAACUCCUUUGUCUUU
This is a messenger RNA of Ochotona curzoniae (black-lipped pika), 1712 nucleotides long. It is a transcript of the gene OGFR, whose product is annotated as opioid growth factor receptor. Gene Ontology annotation, molecular function: opioid growth factor receptor activity. NCBI's taxonomy places the organism in Eukaryota, Metazoa, Chordata, Mammalia, Lagomorpha, Ochotonidae. The record is from RefSeq and is a predicted model, not a curated record. Bases 21 to 1415 code for a protein of 464 amino acids. The transcript has 7 exons. Gene Ontology annotation, cellular component: membrane.